Molecule: messenger RNA, 1791 nt
Organism: Ipomoea triloba (trilobed morning glory)
Lineage: Eukaryota; Viridiplantae; Streptophyta; Magnoliopsida; Solanales; Convolvulaceae
Product: acyl-CoA-binding domain-containing protein 3-like
Exons: 5
Coding region: 387-1448 (353 amino acids)
Biological process (GO): fatty acid metabolic process
Molecular function (GO): fatty-acyl-CoA binding
Source: RefSeq, a predicted model, not a curated record
AGCUAAAGCGAAUAUGCUUUCCUCUGCCAAGCAAAUAUACCUUGAAAUCUUGAAUGGGCCUGGUUUAGUAUUAAACAAUACGUAAUUAAGAGAUGAUUACGUAUCCAACCAUUCGUUUAAUCUCGUAUCCUACUGAAAGUAAAUCAUUUUUCAGAGUCGUAGUCAACAGAGAUUAAUCUUCAACAAUAAUUGGUUACUCCGUAUCAUGUAAUGCGGAGUGUAUAGAUUUUAUGGGUCCGACGUUUUUGCCGCUAAAGAGAAUCCCGUGUACAUCGUUAAUUCAUUCUGCGCUCCAUUAAUAAAUUUCUUUGCUUCUUUGCGUAAUCUUUUGUCGCUGUGUUUAUCUUCUCAUCAUCUGCGGUGUGAACCCUUUGGGAAUCAAGAGAAUGAUGGAGUUUUUGCAGGGAUACUUUGAGACAGCCUUGUGGGCUCUCGUGGUUUCUUGCAUCAUUGUGAAGCUGGUUUUGAGCGCCGUGGAUAGUGAUGGGACUAAAGGUGUUCGAGAGAUUGACGCUGAGAGUUCUGGUAUUGUGAAGGUGGUUGAUGAAGAUGAAGGAGAAGUGAUUGUUGGAAAGGUUGAAAUGGUUGAACAGUGUGGUGAUGAGAGAGAUGGCAGUUGGACAGGUGGAGAGUCCAGGAAUCUUGGAGUGUUUGAGGUUGGAGCCUCAAAGAUUGAUGCUUUGUGUGGUGUUGAGGAAAAACAUGUUCUUGGGGAUGUUAAGGUUGUCAGGGAGGAAUUGGUUGGAGCCUCAAAGGUUGAUGCUUUGUGUGGUGUUGAGGAAAAACAUGUUUUUGGGGAUGUUAAGGUUGUUGGAGAGGAAUUCAAGAGUGAAGAGGUUGGGAAAAAGAAUGUUGUGGGAACAAAUUUGCCCAGAGAUGAUACUGCAAGUGGUCAUAUUGAAGGAGGAUUUAGACAAGAGGAUGAGAAGGAUGAGGGUCUUAGUGAUGAUGAUGAUUGGGAAGGAAUUGAGAGGAGUGACUUGGAGAUUCGAUUUGCCAAGGCUAUUAACUUCGUCGAGUGUGGGAACAAUGAUGCAUUGUCCAAUCUGGGAAGCAAGUUGCAGAUGCAGUUGUAUGCUCUUCAGAAAACCGCAAUGGAAGGGCCUUGCUAUAAGCCUCAGCCAAUGGCAUUCAAGGUCUCUGCCCGUGCCAAAUGGAACGCUUGGCAAAGAAUGGGAAGCAUGAGUUCGGAGGCGGCAAUGGAGCAGUACAUUAAACUUCUAUCAGAUACCGUUCCCAGCUGGAUUAGAUGCUCCUCCACUGAAAGUUGUGUAGAUAGUUCUUCAGCAACUGGAAAGACUCGUGAUCCAGAUUUUAAUGCUAGCUCUCCCGACAUUCAAUCUGAUUGUACAUUUGUACCAAUGAAAAGUAACUUGAACAGAAACUUUCUGUCAGAAGAACAGAAUUUACUAGCACAGCACAAAAGGUUGAAAUCUGAUAGGAAUUGAUGAUGAACUGCUUGUUUGUCCAACAACUUGGCCAUUUCCCAUGAUCCAAUCUGAAGUCUGAAGAUGUGCUUCAAGAAUUGCAGGGGGUUAAUAAUUAAUAAUAUUAUUCUUGCUUUUAGUUAGUUAGUUUUUUUUUUUAAUAAUUUAUUUCUCCAUAAUGUUUAUGAACUAUUGGUAUGCAAUACCCUGCACAUGUAAUUAAUUAUUUGCAUCAUAUUAGGGCUGAGCCUGUGCGUAGAUAACAGCUAAGUGCUCUAAUAGGAUGGCUUUACACUAAGAAAAUAUAUUUGAUAUAUUGUCAAGCAAAGAUAAAAUAAAAAAUUAAGGGGUUAGUUCAGGUAAA